CAGGACAAGAGCAAUUACCAUUGAAAGAUAGUGACUGUGUCCAAGACAACAAACAUUGGGGGAGAGCCAGAAGUAUGACAGAAAGCUUAAAUUGCCUAAAUGACUGAUAAUGGUUUCCAGCUGCCAAAGAAGGUUGUGGAUGCCAAGAGAAAGGUAACCAUUUCUCAUCUCCUCAAGUGGAAUUGGAUGCCCCUGGGAGCCCACGUUGGCUGGCAGUAGAUAUGGCUGAAUUUACUAGCUACAAGGAUACUGCCUCCAGCCGCCAUCUGCGGUUCAAGUUACAAAGCUUAAGUCGCCGCCUGGAUGAAUUGGAGGAAGCCACGAAAAACCUCCAAAAAGCAGAGGAUGAGCUCCUGGAUCUCCAGGACAAGGUGAUUCAAGCAGAAGGCAGCAAUUCCAGCAUGUUGGCAGAGAUUGAAGUGCUGCGCCAACGGGUGCUGAGAAUUGAAGGAAAGGAUGAGGAAAUUAAGAGAGCAGAGGACCUGUGUCAUCUGAUGAAGGAGAAACUUGAAGAGGAGGAAAACCUCACCAGGGAACUGAAAUCUGAGAUUGAGCGGCUUCAGAAACGAAUGGCUGAGUUGGAGAAGCUAGAGGAGGCCUUUAGCAGGAGCAAGAAUGACUGUACCCAGCUUUGUUUGAGUCUAAACGAGGAGAGAAAUUUGACCAAGAAAAUCUCCUCUGAGCUGGAAAUGCUCAGAGUCAAAGUGAAAGAACUGGAGUCUUCUGAGGAUCGCCUGGAUAAAACUGAGCAGAGUUUAGUGUCAGAGUUAGAAAAGUUGAAAUCAUUGACUCUGAGCUUUGUAAGUGAGAGAAAAUACUUGAAUGAAAAGGAGAAGGAAAAUGAGAAACUGAUAAAAGAGCUCACCCAAAAACUGGAGCAGAACAAGAAAAUGAACCGAGAUUAUACAAGGAACGCGUCUAAUCUUCUGGAAAGGAAUGACCUACGGAUUGAGGAUGGCAUCCCUUCUACCCUGCCAUCCAAAGAGCCAAGAAGGAAGGGCACUCUGGACUAUCUCAAGCAGGUGGAGAACGAAACAAGAAACAAAACAGAAAAUGAAAAGAACCGAAAUCAGGAGGACAACAAAGUUAAGGAUCUGAACCAAGAGAUUGAGAAACUUAAGACACAGAUCAAACAUUUUGAAUCUUUGGAAGAAGAGCUUAAGAAAAUGAGGGCCAAAAAUAAUGACCUUCAGGAUAAUUACCAAAGUGAACAAAAUAGAAACAAAAUCCUAGCCAAUCAGUUGGAAGAGAUAAAACUACAAAUCAAGAAACAGAAAGAGUUAGAAAAUGGGGAGGUAGAAGGGGAAGAUGCUUUCCUGUCCAGCAAAGGAAGGCAUGAGAGGACUAAGCCUAGAGGCCAUGGGGGUGAAGCAUCUGUGUCCAAGCACGCAUCUCGGGAGCUGUCUCCUCAGCAUAAGCGGGAAAGGCUCCGAAAUAGGGAGUUUGUUCUUGGCAAUGAAAACUAUUCUCUGAGCAACAGGCAGGUUUCCUCUCCCACUUUCACCAAUAGGAGGGCGGCCAAAGCCUCCAACAUGGGGGCAGGUACAGACAGUGGGUCUCAGGAAGCAAAGAGAACUGAAGACCGAUUUGCACCUGGAUCGUCUCAGAGUGAAGGGAAGAAGUCCAGGGAGCAGCCAUCAGUGCUUAGCCGCUACCCUCCAGCUGCUCAGGAGCACAGUAAAGUUUGGAAGUCAUCUCCUAAGCCAGGCACUGACAGCGGACUAAAGGGUAAAGUAGAGAAGACAACAAGAACAUUUACUGACUCCACCCAUGGAUCUGUUCCCAGUGACACACUGGGUAGAGCUGACAAGGCUUCUGAUACCCCAGAGGCCCUCUUUGGCAAGAGGGGACAGGUUCCUGGCAGUGGAAAUCAAAUAACACUGGCUACAGAUUCCAGCUGUUCUAAGACCAUUGCACCUUUGAGCUCAUCUCGAAGAUCCUCCUCAGAAGGACUGUCUAAGGGCAAAAAGACUGCCAAUGGCCUGGAGGCUGAUAACAGCUUCCAAAAUUCCAAGGCUCCUAUUUUAUCAAAGUAUCCUUAUAGCUCCAAAAGCCAGGAGAACAUCCUUCCUGGAUUCUCAGCCCCAAAUAAAGAAGGAGCUGAGCAGUCCAUAGCCGUUGUGAUGGAAGAUAGUAGCCAACAUGAAGCCCUGAGAUGUCGGGUCAUCAAGUCCAGUGGCAGAGAGAAACCUGACUCAGAUGAUGACUUGGACGUAGCAUCUCUGGUUACCGCCAAAUUGGUAAGCACAACCAUCACUCCUGAGCCAGAGCCCAAACUACAGCCUAACUCUAGAGAAAAGGCCAAAUCCCGCAUGGGACCUAGAAACUCUGUAUUUGAGAAUGAUAAAAAUGCUGGGAUAGAAAACGAAUCUAUGAAACCUAUCAGGGCCUUUACCAAUGCCAUGGAAUUCUCAGAUGCCAAUGGUGCUGGGGUAAAAAACCAAAGGCCCUUUAGCCCCAGAGAGGCCUUGCGGUCUAGAGCUGUCAUCAAACCUGUUAUCAUUGAUAAAGAUGUGAAAAAAAUCAUGGGAGGAUCUGGAACUGAGGCCAUCGUGAUGGAGAAGCAGAAAUCCACCUCAAAACCAGGGCCAAACAAAGUGACAAGCAGCAUUACUAUCUACCCCUCUGACAGCAGCAGCCCUAGAGCCAUCCCAGGUGAGGCCCCAAGGGAGAGGCACACGUCCACCAGCAACAUCCAGGUGGGGCCCCCAGAGCGCAUAGCAGUUAGCAACCAUGUCAACCCCCCCUUUGAGCUCUCUAUUAAUAAACAUGACAUCACCCUGCAGCUCACAGAAGCUGAAAAAAUGGGAGACGAGCCCCUAAGGAAUAGGCCAGAAACAGUGGUCUCUCGGAGCAGCAUUCUAAUCAAGCCAUCAGAUUCUGUGGAGAGGAAUAGCCACGCCCCCCAAGCAGAGACAAUCAGGUGGAAAAGCCAUAGUGCCCCUUCAGAGGUGGGCUCCUCUGACACCAGACACGUUACUGUACGGAACGCCUGGAAGAGUAAGCGAGACUUGAAAUCUUUAGAAGACCCCCCAACUCGAGUAGGUAGAAAUGUAGAAUCUACUAAUGCUUACACCCAGAGGUCUUCCACAGACUUCUCAGAACUUGAACAGCCCAGGUCCUACCUUUCUGAGCAGGGCACUAGAAAGGUAGGAAAUUCAGGAGAUGGCCCAGAGCUGUCCUCGAGAAGGACCCAAAGUAGCCUCACCGUGUCAGAGGUGCUCACCCGUCGGAAUCGGGUAGGAGACGCCAUCACAGCUGCAGCUUGGAACCACUCAUCAGGCAUGGAGGAGGGUGAAGACUGCACACUUACUGUCUACCGGCGGCUGCACAACUCCCUGGAGCGGUCUGAAUCGCCCGUGAAGCAAGGGCUACCAGAGCCUGGGCGAGUCCGGGCCGAGGAACGAUUACGACCAAACAGGCCUUGUGCUGAGGAAAACUGAGCCAGCUGGUGAGGUCUGCUCUGUCUCCUCUGCUGCUGCUUUUUAGCUCUUCCAUUUCCUGCCCUGUGAAGACUCCAAGACCAGUUCUCCAGGCUAGGCACAAGGCCUUGGCUGGGAGACUGGUAGACAGCUGGGCUGUGGCUCAGGUAAUUUUUGCCUGUUGGUCAGAGGGAAUCAGAGACUACAAACCAGAGUCCCUAGGCCCAGCCUUCCCUGAUGCAUGAGUCCUUUCUCCUCGUUCCUGUCCCUAAGGUAACUUGGGCCACUCUGGCCCCCAAAUGGGAAGAUAUAGAAACCCCACCACCAGAAACAGUAGCAGAAAGUUCUCCUCUGCUGCUUGGUGGGUUGUUUCUGUAUCAUAGAACAGCCCCUUCUCCGUGUGGGUAAUGAAUGCCCUGAUUUCUGCCUCCUUACCACGAGGGCCCAAGUACAAGAAUGACCGGCUAUCAACUUUUUUUUUCUUUCUGGGGGCUUCCAUUUUUUUCCUACUUGGAGUUCCUCAGACUUUGAAAGUCACAGGGGUUCGUGCUGCCUCUGAGCUACCCUUCAAGUUGAAACUUCUCUGACCUGGCCCCCUGGCUGAUCAGUUUCUUGGGGACAGAGCAUGUAGACACCCAUUGGAAUGACACAUCCCUCCCCCACCCCAGCUCUCUGCUCCCCGUUCCAAAGGCCUCUGGAAGUGCACAAGCUUCAUGCGUCUCCUUCCCUGGGCACCAGUAAUGCUGCUGGCACCACUUGCUCUUUCCUGUGGCUAGAGACCUCAGCUAACUUCAUGUUCCCAUCUUGGGAAAAUCCCUAGACUGAGCUGGGCCUGACACGGCACACUGCCUUCUAGGACGUGCCCAGCAAGGGGGAAGUCAGGCAGGAAGAAGCAAUUCCCUGUGGUCACUCCACAAGCAAUAGCUCCAUGGAAGGCACGGACUGAGAAUACUCCCUCCUUUUCCUCCUCCAUCCCUGUGGAGGAGGCUUCGCACUUUACGGCGCUGAUGCAUUCCUAUGGAAGCGGCCUCUGGUUUCUGCAGGUUGACUAUCAUUACAUGCCUUCAUUGGAGGAAAGGUGAUUCCUGCCCAUCGAGGACCUCAGGUUUAUACAUUCAAAGUGCAGUAACCUUUCAGAAAGCCACAAAAAUACAAAUGGAUUUGUUUUUUUAUACCAAUCACAUAAGGCAGUUAAAAAGGAUUGUACACUCCUGGCCCUGCUUUUUCUGUAGCAUUCUCAAUUUAAAGAAGGGUCCCCUUCAAAAGCUGCUUGUAUGAAGCAGACGCUGUUGCCUUCAAACAAGAGAACAUUAGACCAGAUGUCUGGAAAGCUGGUUUUUCCCCAUGGCUUUACUUCCUUGCUGUGUGACCUUGGGAGAAUCAUUGUCCUCCUGAAGCCUCUUUCCCUAUUUGUAAAAUGAGUUCUUUGAAAUGAAUGAUCUUGUAUUCUGAGAUCCCCAUUUUCACCAUCCGGUGUGGGCUGAUUUUUACUUCUAGAAGGUAUUGUCUACAGGAGUUUCCCUCCUGCCUACAGUCGUCUCUCUGGGCCUUAUUAUGCUUUCUAGUCUCAUGGAAGUGAGGGCAGAAAAGUUCCCUAUUCCUACAUUUCCACCUGCUAAGUGAAGGACUUUGACUGGAUGGUGUCAGAGGCCUUGUGUGGCACCAGCUUUGCCUGAUGCCAGACAGAUGUCUGCCUGUCAGGCCAGGUGCUUUCUGUAGCACAAGUCUCCCAUUCCUGUUCCUCUCUCUCCAAUUUCCUGGUAAGAGGGAAGACAGAGAACUUCCUUGAGAGGACUGAGUGGCCUUCCCUGCCUCAAUUCAGCAUGGGCCCCAACAUUCAUCCUGCCCCAUGUUUGCACCAGACUAUGCUGUCCUGAGGUGACUUGGGUCACAGCUACCUACCUUACUUCCACACUAGUUUUCCAGAGUUUGCCAAUCUAAAGGCAUUUUCAUGUGGCUUGCCUCUCCUCUUCACAUCCCAUCUCAUAUGCACUACUUAGGACGCUGUUUUUAAAAGAUCUCUUCCUGCUGCUUCUCCUGGGUCGCUCACUGGCCAGAAACUUGCUCACUGAAGGAUGCAACCCCUUCUUUGCAGCAUCCCACCAUUCUCCUUAACCAUUUGGCAGCCCUGAGUGUUCAAAGGAAAUUGACCUCUGUAGUGGUCAAUUGCGGGUACAGAAACAAGUCUGUAGCUCUUCUCCACUGAUGGAAACAGGAGGGCAUCCGACAUGCCUAAAAAGAUCUCGCCAAUAAUUUUUGUCUUUGGGUGUUGGAGCCCUGGAUUCUGGUGCUGUAGCUCCUGGUGCCAAAGUUUGGAUCCUUCCACAUUUCAGCAGCACCAACAUCUGCUGCUACUCAAAAUGCUCUAUGGAAAAGGGACAGUUGUAGUGCCCUUUUACUGGGGCUGCCAUUUUGAAAUCUGAGUGCAAUAGGGUUUGAUUGUAACAAUUAUUUCAGGAUAAAUAUUGUAUUUGUUUCUUUAAUCUGCACACUUUCUAGGACCUCUGUAAAAUAGAUUUUAUUUUUAAAUGUUCUCAGCAUUGCAGAAAAUAGCAUUUGUACUAGUGAGUGAAGGCUGAGGCUCAUGUCCUUUGGGCUUCAAAUGGCUAGCAAGGCUGGCCUCAGAUUCCAAAGUAGGAAGGCACAUUUCUGAAAAGCAGCCAAGGUGUGACCAUUCAGACCAGGACCUCACCAUCAGGGGUCCUGGAGGAAGCCUUCAAGUAGCAGGGAGACCUGGUAGUUGAAUAGUUGUCUAACCAAGCCAAAUAUUCCCACUGUCCCAGCCAACAAACCCACUUUAGAAUCUUCCGCAGCCUGGCUCGAACUUAAAAUGUACCAGCAGGUGUAUGGUUGUGGGAGGGUUCCUGGUGAAGCUGGGGAACUUGUCCCCACAGAGCUUCUUGGAGAAAAUAAAGCUGGCUACAUGCCAGGAGCUGGUCUUUUCUGCUCUGAUACUAAAACUACCAGGGAAAGCUACAAGGGUGGUGGCCAGAGAAGCCAUGGCAGGGAAAUGGUUAUAAGUAUGGGUGGAAGGGAUGUGAGUGGGGCCAACAACUCCAGUCUGGGUUGCAGACAAGCUUGCACACGGCUCUUCCCCUCUCAAGAGUUUUGGGGUGUGGGAGGGCCUCUAGUGUUCUUGGACUUUGUCCUGGGGCAGUUUUAGUUUUUUAGAUUUAGUGGGUCAGUGCCAAGUGCUACACUUCCCAGUAAAGGAACAGGGUCCCUGGCUGCCUUUGUUGGUGUGGGAUUCUUUGUUAACAAACUCUGGCAAGAUUGCUUUGGAAGAGCUGCUUGUAGGGAUUAUCUUUUGAAUACCCCAAGUGGGGAACAGGGCUCUCCUCAAAGCCUCAACCAAGAUCAUAGGAAAGGGGCCCUAUUUUCCUGCUGCUUCACAGCUCAGAACAUGUACUGAACGAACGGAAUGUAUUUUUAAGAGAAUAAAGUCUAUUUUUUUGUAUUUUAAAGAUGGGGGUGGGCUAGAAAGAUAGCCCUCAAAUAAACUGAUACUGCGUUAUAGGCCCCUGUGCUGGGGCACCAGUCUUUAGUCGGUCCACACCUACUUGCUCAAGCAGGGGCUUUGGCUUCACCCCUGCUCCUUGGAGUCUAGGUGUAGUAGCUUCUGCUCCAAGAAUGGGACCAAGGGAGCUAUAGAACCUGCCGCUGGAAACCAGGGCAAAGCCAUGGGCAGUGGCUCAGGGCUCCUUGGGUGCAUGUGUAGAGUUGAAGCUCCUGUCUGCAUGUAUCCUCUGGCUCUCAUGCUCUCUGUUGACUCUGCAGCACAGUAUGUACCAAUAAAGUUCCCUAGUUUCCACA
Molecule: messenger RNA, 7235 nt
Organism: Ictidomys tridecemlineatus (thirteen-lined ground squirrel)
Lineage: Eukaryota; Metazoa; Chordata; Mammalia; Rodentia; Sciuridae
Gene: Luzp1
Product: leucine zipper protein 1
Biological process (GO): neural fold bending
Source: RefSeq, a predicted model, not a curated record